AUGCGCUUGCCGGUGCAGGGCGCGGAGGAGACGGGCGCGUCGUGGGGGCGGUGCAGCUGCCGGCAGCCGGGGCAGCGCUGCGGCCGCGACAGCACCAGCACCAGCGACGACCGCACCAGCGCGUCCAGCCGGCGCACGAACGACGCCACGGCGCGCCACACCGAAGGCCGGCACCUGGCGCGCCGCUUGGCGGCCGGCGGCGGUGGCGGCGCCCGGAGGCACUCGGCUGGGGGCCGCGGCUUGUCGGCCGCGGCGGGCCGGUGGAACGCGGAGCCGUUCUGGGCGGGCGUCGCCGGCGGCGGCGCCUCUUCCGCCUGCGGCAGGUGUCGGCGGCGGCGCUGCGGCUGCCCGGGCGCAUUGGCCGCCGACGCCGGCGGAGCGGCGGGGUUCCGCGCGUCGCGCAGCAGCAGGCAGGCGGCCAGGUCGGCGCGGCCCACGACGCCCGCCACCGCUUCCGAGUGCACGGGGUGCGCGGCGAAGAGCGCGGCGGCGACGGCGGCCGGCAGGCGCGACCCGGCGGCGACGCCGGCGAAGAGGCGGCGCGCGAGGCGGGCCACCAGCGCCGUGUUGGCGGCGUGCAGCAGCACGUUGGCCAGGUGGAAGUGGAAGGGCCGCGCGCCGCCCGCCAGCGCGUGCGACAGCCGGAACGAGAGCACCGUGAGCGGUCGGUAG
This is a messenger RNA of Schistocerca nitens (vagrant locust), 672 nucleotides long. RefSeq lists its product as uncharacterized. The record is from RefSeq and is a predicted model, not a curated record. The transcript is spliced from 2 exons. NCBI's taxonomy places the organism in Eukaryota, Metazoa, Arthropoda, Insecta, Orthoptera, Acrididae. The coding region runs from base 1 to 672 and encodes 223 amino acids.